GCUGUGAGCUGCAAUAACCUGUAAUAUGAUAUAAAUAAGUUGCAUUUUUAAGAAAUUUUUUUUAUUUAUUUCUACUGUGAUUUGAAGUUAUUAUUUUUAUUGGUGAAAGAUUUUGUUUAAGCUGAAAUGAUGGGCUCACAACAUCAAGACGCUAAUGAAAAUAUUGUAACUGGUACUUUGCUCAAUACCCCACCAAAGAAAAAAGAAAAAUUGUACAAAAACAUCACUUGCAAAAAUUUAGAGACGCUUGGCUGAAUGAUAAUGAUUAUAAAACAUGGCUUGCUAAGAUUCCAGAUGAUCCUUACAAAGCUAAGUACCGAAUAUGCAAUGUGAGCUUUACGGCAGAGUUAACUGUGUUUGAAAAUCAUAUCAAAUCUCAAAGUCAUCAACGUCAACCGCUCGAGCACCAACCGAAAAUAAACUCAUUUCUACAGACACCUGAGAUAAAUACUAUAAGCGAGGCUUCUCGUAAAUUUGAAAUAAAAUUGUGUGCUUUUUUUGUUGAUCGUAACCUAUCGUUCAGAAUUUUGGAUCAUUUAACACCUUUAAUUAAAGAAUGUGUACCUGACUCAGCGAUUGUGAAAGGUGUUCAAUUGAAAUCAACGAAAGGUGUUGCAAUUAUAAAAAACGUGAUUAGUGAAUCUGAAAAAGAACAGUUACAAAAUAAGUUCAAGUCGUCUUUUCAGUGUUCUCAUAGAUAAGUGUACAGAUAUUGCUGCAGUUGAAACAAUGUGAAUUAUUGUUCGGUAUUAUCGUAGAUUCAGGCAUUUAUAUUUCAAAAUGUAUAUGCCAUUCGCUACACUUAUGCGCUAGCAAAGCCUGCAAAGGAUUACCUCGAAGCUGUGAAAGCUUAGCGCGUAACAUGUAUAACAAAUUUAAAAACAGUGCUAAAAGACAACAUCAGUUUCAAGAAUUCCAACGAUUUCUUGAUAUUGAAGUCCACAAGAUCCUACGGCCUUCAGAAACACGUUGGCUAUCUCUAUACGGAGUUGUAAGAAGAAUACUCGAGCAAUUGGAUGCAUUAAGAAUUCAAGUGGAAUCCAAACCAAGUUGUAGGUAUUGAGCAGCCAACUACUUUCUUUCUAAUUGUUAUCAUUUCACUUUUUUCAUACAAAUGAGUACGAGAUUAUAAAGCGCGUAAAUUUCGCAUUGGUGUGUCUUUUAAAACUGCAGUCUAGUGAAUGUCAAUUGCAACGGACGUGUAAUGGAUAUGUGUAAUGGAUACAAGAAUGCCAAAGACCCCUAUGUAAAGAACUCUGAAACAUGUAGAUAUUUUACGUUUUGUCGGAUCUUUUGAAAUAAAUUGUGAGCAUGAAUUAAUCAAACAAAACUUUGUAAAAUAAUCCACAAUUCAAUAAUGAUAUAAUUAAACUUAAUAAUUUUAUGAUUUUUGUAAGAAUACUAAGUGAUUCAUCCAAAAUAACAUGAGACAAAUAGUCGUGUAUUACUGGAAAUAUCAUUUAAAAUUAUUUAUAUUAUAUUCGGCAUGUAGUGAAUAUGAAAACUGCAAUUUUGCUUUAUUUAACUAAUGACAUGAUUAUAUUUUUAAUUAAUACGGCAAAUGAGAUAAUACGACAACAUGACCAUGUAGUUGUUUUAAAAAUUAUGAUACUGUAUCGUAUAAAAUUAAAAGAUAUGAAAUUGGUCGAAAAUACAAUUCGAGGGAGCAUAGAAAAGUAAUGAUGAGAAUAAAUGAUAUUUCAAGUAGGAAACAGUUUAGAAUAGAAAGGGUGCCAAAACAUCAUAAUGAUAAAUAACUACAAUAAAAGUGAAGUUAAUACACGUCUUUGCUUACUCUUGGAUGAUUUGGAGAUGCAAGAAGAUCCAAGAACAGCAUCGUUGAGACGAAUCAGUUAUGGGAUAAUUUUACCAGCUAUCUGUUGUUUAGGAAUUAUCGGAAAUAUAUUCAAUCUUGUUGUACUAACAAGAAAAAAUAUGCGAGGCACUGCGUAUAUUUAUAUGCGAGGAUACUCGGCGGCAGCAUUAUUGGCAAUUCUUUUCUGCAUUCCUUUUGCCUUGCGGGUUCUCAUUCACAAAGAGACAGGAAGAUGGAGUAACUGGCCUCAAGCUUUUUAUCAUGCUCAUUUAGAACUUUUUUUGGGAAAUGGAUGCUUAGGUGUGGGAGUCAUGAUGCUGUUGGCUUUAACAAUUGAGCGCUAUGUGAGCGUAUGUCAUCCAGGUCAAUACGCACGUCCGUUAUGUGGACCUCCUUAUUUCACAGUCAGUUUGAUUCCACUUGCAACCUUUCUUGUUUAUCUUCCUAGCGUAUUUAAAGGAGAGGUUAUAACUUGUCUAUUAUCAUCGGGUGAAUCUAUUAUUUACCAAAAACGUGACAAUUUAUCAUUUAUGCAUUCAAUAUUUUAUCAAAUAUACAAAGUUAUCCUUGAGGUUGUAUUUAAAGUAGCGCCAACAAUACUACUUGCAGGAUUUAAUUUGCGGAUAAUGAUUGUGUACAGAAAAUCAUGUGAAAGAAGACGAAAAAUGACAUCUCGAAUCAUGAACAGUGGUGAUGAUGAUUCGAGAUCUUUCGCAGAAGAACGUCGCCUUGUCUUACUUCUCAGUAGUACCAGUAUUCUUUUUCUCAUUUGUGUUAGUCCAAUGGUUAUAUUAAAUGUAACUUUGAGCGAGAGUAACUUGACUUUAUAUCCUUAUCAGAUGUUUCGUGCUUUGGCUAACCUACUCGAAAUUACCAAUUACUCAAUUACAUUCUACAUUUAUUGUUUAUUUUCUAAGGAUUUUCGUAAUACACUUAUUCAAACUAUUAAGUGGCCAUGGUGUAAAACGGCACAAAAUAGACAUAGGUUGCCAAUGAAGAGAUCUCUUAAUCCUAGACCAACAAUCACUACAACACCACCAACUACUACCGUUGCCACUCCUGGACAUGUACCACGUGCGAAUGUGUAGUUGUCGCCCAACGAAUAUCAUUCGGUGAUAAUUAAUGAUAGAUAUUAAUGAACGAAACAGUUAUCUACAAAUAAAAGAAAAGAAUUGAAAUUGUGAUUUAAAAAUUUUAAACUGUCUAGAAUAUGUACCUGGUUUAUUUACAUAUUUUCCAAAUAGAUUUGUUACAGAGAAAGCUUUAGUUUACCAAAACAUUUUGUAAGCUCUUCAUAUAUAUUAUUAAAUUGUAUUU
Microplitis mediator is the source of this 3133-nucleotide messenger RNA. RefSeq names its product probable G-protein coupled receptor B0563.6. Gene Ontology annotation, cellular component: membrane. Gene Ontology annotation, biological process: G protein-coupled receptor signaling pathway. The transcript has 7 exons. The coding region runs from base 1747 to 2904 and encodes 385 amino acids. NCBI's taxonomy places the organism in Eukaryota, Metazoa, Arthropoda, Insecta, Hymenoptera, Braconidae. Gene Ontology annotation, molecular function: G protein-coupled receptor activity. The record is from RefSeq and is a predicted model, not a curated record.